GCCGGGGAGGCGGGCGGUGCGGCGGCUUUUAAAUGGCUUUGAGGAGCCGUACCUCGGAGGUGGGGUUGCGCCGGGAGCUGGAGCGUCUCGGCUCGCCGCGGCCGGAGCAGCGGGCUGCGGAUCCGCCGCGCACUUCCCUCCGAUGUGAGCGCAGUGUCCCCUGUGGGAUGCAGUAGGUGAUGCCCAGCUCUACUGCAAUGGCAAUUGGAGCUCUCUCCAGCUCUCUCCUGGUAACCUGCUGCCUCAUGGUUGCCCUCUGUAGCUCCACCAUCCCCCUGCAGAAGCUGGCCAGGGCACAGGACAAGCAGGAGAUCAAGGCCAGCCAGGAGAAGAGGGACCACGCGUCGGCGAGGGACAGCCAGGCCGGUGCGGGGAAAGUGGGCGAGAUCGGCCGCAGCGGGAGGGAGGAGGGCAGCAGGGACUGGAAGAGCAAAGGCAGCAGGAACUACUCCAACAAGGAGUCGUGGACCAAGCAGAAGCAGGCUUGGAGCAGCCAGGGAACGGGCGGGAAGUCCGCCAGCGUGCCGGUCCAGGAGCAGCGGGACAUGGCAGCCGAGGCGCCUCGUCUAGCCGAGGCCUCGUCGCUGCCGGCGGCAGUGGCCAGCGCUACCCCGGAGCCCCUGGAGGAGUAUGCCUACCCGGACUACCGCGGGAAGGGCUGUGUGGAUGAGAGCGGCUUCGUCUACGCCAUCGGGGAGAAGUUCGCUCCAGGCCCCUCAGCCUGCCCCUGCCUGUGCACGGAGGAGGGCCCGCUGUGCAUGCAGCCCGAGUGCCCCAGGCUCCACCCUCGGUGCGUGCAUGUGGACACCACGCAGUGCUGCCCGCAGUGCAAGGAGAGGAAGAACUACUGCGAGUUUCGGGGGAAGACCUACCAGAGCCUCGAGGAGUUCAUGGUUUCUCCAUGUGAGAAGUGCCGCUGUGAAGCCAAUGGUGAAGUGCUGUGCACUGUGUCAGCGUGUCCCCAGACCGAGUGCGUGGAUCCUGUCUAUGAGCCUGAUCAGUGCUGUCCUAUCUGCAAAAAUGGUCCAAACUGCUUUGCAGAAACCACUGUCAUUCCUGCAGGCCGAGAGGUGAAGACUGACGAAUGCACUAUAUGUCACUGCACUUAUGAAGAAGGCACGUGGAGAAUUGAACGACAAGCUAUGUGCACUAGACAUGAAUGCAAACAAAUAUAGGAAAUCUACCAGUCCAAGAACUCUCAUGGUUUUUAUAAACUAUCUCACAGCAGUGAGCACUGUGGAUGACCCAGGGAAAUCGCAAUGAGAAGAUUCUGGUGAGGAGCAAAUUGACUAUGGAUACUUUGUUUUUCACAGUCACGUAAUUCUGCAAGGCAAAGCAGUGCAUAUAUUUAAAUAAAGUUUGGACAUAAGAAUACUUGUCUUAAUAAAUGUGUUAUUUUCACAGUGAGUACACUAAAAUACACUCUAUAAAAUAUUCUAUGUAUUUCUAUACUAACAUAGAGCUUAAAAAUAAAUGUUUUAUAUAGACAGUACAGAUUAAAGUACUGUAUCAUUGCCUGUCCUGUUGUGUACAUGCACAUAACUAAACAUUACACUUCUAUUCUAGUUUUAUCAUAGUAGAGUUUUCUUUGGGUUCUUGUGUUUGCUACUUUUUUUCUAUUUGCUUACUUUCAGUUUAUUGGCCAGGAAGGAGUCACUAUAUGAUAAAACUUUGACAUCCUUGCUGUUGGAAAAAAAUGUAGUCCAGUAUGCUUUCAGAGAAUGUGCUCACUUAUGCACUUAAGAGUAGUGCUGUAAUAUAAAAGUGAGUCAGCUCCUUUUCUUAGCUGCACUGGUAUAGGUCUGCUGGUCCACAGCUGAGAUCACUUGAAGCACUAAUACAAAACUGGUCUCUCUUAUCUGUUUUUAUAAAACCUUAAUUAGACCAAAUCAGUUCAUAAUACAAAGUUCAGACAUAAGAUAUUACAGCAGGGCAAAUGCCUCUGUGACAUCAACAAUACAGCACUGCUGAGCUGGUGGAAAUAGGGUAAGUCAGUGAGUGGC
Tympanuchus pallidicinctus (lesser prairie-chicken) is the source of this 2003-nucleotide messenger RNA. It is a transcript of the gene VWC2, whose product is annotated as von Willebrand factor C domain containing 2. Gene Ontology annotation, cellular component: AMPA glutamate receptor complex. NCBI's taxonomy places the organism in Eukaryota, Metazoa, Chordata, Aves, Galliformes, Phasianidae. The record is from RefSeq and is a predicted model, not a curated record. Bases 180 to 1175 code for a protein of 331 amino acids. Gene Ontology annotation, biological process: negative regulation of BMP signaling pathway. The transcript has 4 exons. Gene Ontology annotation, molecular function: protein binding.